AAUUCUUGUUUUCUAUAAAAUUUCUCUUUUUUCUAACCAAACAGUUCAAAGCUCAUAUUUUUCUUUUUCUUCUUCUUCUUCCUCACAUUGGGUCAAUAAACCCCUCAAAAUGGAGUUUCCUGAGAUCAAUAUGAUCAGCGAUUUUGAAGCAGGUGUAAAAUGUCUACAAAACCCAUCUCUGGUUUCUCGAUUCUUUCAACUUUCACCCUUAGAAAAAGUUCCUCAAGUUUACAGUUUCUGGAAAUGGGGUGCUUUAAUUCUCGCCAUUUUAGCUACUUUCAGCAGCUUAAUAAGAAAAAUCAAGCUAUUAUUCAUUUACGUUCGUAGAAUUAAACCUUCUGCUGAACCCCUUCUUCAAUAUCUCGGCGAAGAUUUCGAUAUUUCCGAUGAUGAUGAAGAUGCCGGUGAUGAUAAAUGCUCGUCUCCGGCGUCUUCUGAUGAUGAGGAUCUAUUAGAUCAACAGAUUGAUGAGGAUUUUACUGUUGCGGGUUCGUGUUUUUAUUUCAGGGAAAAAGGGCAAAAUAGGAAUUUGAGAUUCCGACGACGGCGAAAUAGCUUAGAGAGGUUUCCAUGGACGGAAUUUUCCGCUGGAAAGAAUGUUGUGAAGCUAUGGGAUAGUUUAGCUUUAGGUUUAGAUUAUGAAUAUGAAGAUUUAUCGAAAAGUGUAGUUUCGUUAUGGGAUUUGAAUCAGGAAGAGAAAAUAGGAAAUUUGUUUUCUGGGUCUUCUGAGGUUCCGUCGGUGGCAAUGGCGUCGCCUUCGGUAGUUUUGUCAUCGGAAGUACAAAACGACCGGAACGGUGUUGUUUUAGCUGCUUAUGAUACGAGGAUGAAAACUAAAUCGCCGGCGAUAUGUGCUGAUUGGGGUGCCGGAUCAGUUACGGUCGUCGGAGUUAAUGGUUCCGACGUCGGAAAAAUUUACGUAAGAAACGAAGCCGCCGGGAUGUUGACGGUUGGUGAUAUGAGAAACGUGAAGACGCCGUUAGAGAAAAUUGACGGUGACACGUGGUGGGACGCAGACGCCGUUAUUGUCGAAGAAAAAUUUGACGGUUCAAAAAAUUGACUAGUGUUCUUCAAUGAAAUGAUCUAGAAAGGGUAAAAUCGUCAAUGAAACUCGUCGGAUUAUUUCUGUAUAUAAUUAUUAUUUUCGACAAUUAUUGAAAAUGAUGAUAAAUUAAUGUUUGGUCAA
Molecule: messenger RNA, 1186 nt
Organism: Solanum dulcamara
Lineage: Eukaryota; Viridiplantae; Streptophyta; Magnoliopsida; Solanales; Solanaceae
Exons: 1
Coding region: 110-1060 (316 amino acids)
Source: RefSeq, a predicted model, not a curated record